UAGCACCGUAUGAAUUAUAAGCUCCAACAUCCGCUUAGAACUGGCUGCGUGUGUUUCACGUAAGUGUAGGCAAACAUUUGGUCGUCCGCUGCCCCACCGCUUUCUUCAUCUAUUUCGGUUUAACGGGGAACUAAAAAAAAUUUCAUUAUGUUUUAUGACGAAGACAUUUUUGAAAGUUUAGACGAUGAACUUGCCGCGGCUACCAUUCCCACCAAGGGUUAUAACGAUACAGAAGUGGCAGCAUUGUUGGGUAAAUUUUUACUGAAGAAAACCAUUACUCAACGAGAUGAUAUCAGGGCUUGAAGGCCAAUUUACACGAGAGGGAUCUUGAGAUUACGCAUUUGAAGAAAGAAAACCGAAAGAUGAAGAAGUUGGAACAUGAUCGCACAAAUCUGUUCGGAGAGUUAGAAGAGGAAAGGGAAAGAGAAAAAUCACGGAUAGGACGUUAUGCGUCGGAAUUAGAAGUUAGUAAAGAUACAAUAAUGAGGUUGAGAGAAGAGGUAGGGUUUUUGAAGCAGACCAUUAACAAAAUGGAGAAUGAUUGUCGGAGUGUAAAAUUUGGUUUGGAAGCAGGCUCAAACCUUUGUGCUGUACAACAACGAUGUGUGUCCCUAGAUGCGUUUCCAGGGAAGCAGAUAUCCCAUCAAACUGAAUGGGAGCGCACGUUAAAAGCACUAAAAUGUGUCGAGGCGAACAGGGAUUAUUAUAAACAGAGAUGCUUUGAAGCCGAAGAAGAAAAGAAAGAAAUGGAAUGGGAACUAAAAGAACUACAAAUUCAACUGCAGAAAGCUCUCGAUAAUGCGAGUAAAUGGGAAGAAACGGCUUCAAAAUCAAUACCAAUUGUACAUUGGCGUAGAUAUGAAAUGCCAGAUAAUCAUCUACUUGAAUGCAAUACAUGUUCAUCAAAACAUGAAUACGAACUAGCGUCAAUGGGCUUGAAAAGAGAAAUCGAAAUUGAGACGGGUCGACUUUUCAAUAUGGAGGAUUUUGAUACGCAUAAAAGAUGGAGAUUAAGGGAAGCUGUUUUUGGAGAUUUAUUCCGAAGGUUAACGGUAUUUGUACGGAAUUGGCUUUCACAUAAUAAUUCUGAUUAAAAGGUUGACGUUGCCAAUAUUAUUGCUGUGCACGCCAGUAUGAUUGCUGAUAGAUCAGACAUAAUGAAAAGCAUUUCAGUUAUGACUAUCUAAUAACCUUUAAGUAUCUCUUGAAAAUAUUACCCGACGUUUACUUCCCAUUUAUACGACGGUAGAGUGAGAUUUGAAGGGUAGAAUGUUCCUUCAUUGCUCCUGAAUUCAAUGAUAAUU
This is a messenger RNA of Octopus sinensis (East Asian common octopus), 1304 nucleotides long. RefSeq lists its product as uncharacterized. NCBI's taxonomy places the organism in Eukaryota, Metazoa, Mollusca, Cephalopoda, Octopoda, Octopodidae. Bases 363 to 1094 code for a protein of 243 amino acids. The transcript is spliced from 4 exons. The record is from RefSeq and is a predicted model, not a curated record.